CUCUCUCUCUCACUUGUACACAGUCUUCCAUUGAAAUCUUCUGAAAUAAAGGCGAACAAACAAACGGAAAAACGAAGCCAAACCACAUUGCCAAAUCACCCCAAAAGUCAAGAUGUCAGGACAGUCCAGCGUCGGCAACAGACAGGUCUACGAGGCCGGUGACCAGCGAGUGCCUCCAGACUCGCAAAAGGCCGAAAACCAAGCACAGCCGUUCCACGAGGGCGAGAAGAACAGCCAUCAAGCGAAUGAUUCGAAGGACCAACGCAGCAUCGGCAACCGCCUCGCGGCCGCGGGCCCACAGAACGACGACUCCAGCAAGAGCGGGCUGAGCGCCGAGGACAAGGCGGCCAAGAUCGAUCCGACCCUGCCCGCGAAGAUGCACGGCAACGAGCCGUCGCGGGGCGCGCAGAUCGACAAGGAGAUCGAAGACGAGGAGGCAGCCAUCCUGGCCAAGAAGGAUGCCCGGAAAGCUCACGGGGCCACGGGUGGCACGGGAGAUGCAGCGGGAAAGAAGAACUAAGUUCACAGUUCACACAAACGAGAUUGAACGACAUGUACGAGUACAGUAAUCAUUCCUCAUCUCGCGCCCCAUGGAGAGUCGAGAGAGAGUUGUGAGAUGCAUACAACCAGGCGUUUCAAUGAGGCGUUGAUGCCCCCUGAAAAAAGCAAAAGAUAGAAAAAUGUCAAUCUGAAGAGACCAAGAUGGUCCAUUAUGAGUCA
Molecule: messenger RNA, 720 nt
Organism: Exophiala xenobiotica
Lineage: Eukaryota; Fungi; Ascomycota; Eurotiomycetes; Chaetothyriales; Herpotrichiellaceae
Exons: 2
Coding region: 113-520 (135 amino acids)
Source: RefSeq, a predicted model, not a curated record